AUGCCUUUGGCGUGCAGGCCGCUCUCGCGAAGAGAGAAAGAGUCGCGCGCCCGCCUGUUGGUGCUGCAGCCGGAGGAAGGUUCCCGGCCCUCGCGUCGGAGGACUUCCCAGAUGGCGCCCCUUCCCUCGGCCUCACAGAAGCCCCGCACAAGGGCGCCGAAACGGGCUCCUGCUGCUACCGGGACCGUGCGCCCCAUGCAGCACACCCACUGCACGUCUGAGGGCGCAGGUGUCCUUCUGACCGCAGCCCCGCUUCUCUGUGCCUGCCCCUCGCCGGCGGUCGGCCCCACUGGAGCAAGCAUGAGGAACACAGCGUGUUGCAUACCGGUCUCGCGCAGAGGCCAGGACGGCGAAGCCCUCCUUCAGGAACACCUCCUGGGAGGCGCCCUGGGCAGGGGGGCCAGCCUGGGAGGGCGGUGCGCGGGGCCGGCGGGGCUUCGGGGUGGAGGAGCAAAACCCGUGCCACGGGAGAACUUCCGGACGACGCCACUGCCCGGCAUGCCACACACGGUCCCGCGAAGAGAGAAGCAGUCGUGA
Molecule: messenger RNA, 537 nt
Organism: Soboliphyme baturini
Lineage: Eukaryota; Metazoa; Nematoda; Enoplea; Dioctophymatida; Soboliphymatidae
Source: the annotation of a GenBank genome assembly